AAAAAGGGCUCAUCAACUGCAUUGUCAUACAAGCCAUGAGACUCUCUCUUUAAGCUCAGGCCUCUCCCAACCAAUUCUCUCAUCAUUCUUCAUUUCCCAGCUCUGAUUUCAAGAAAAUUCGCCGGAGCCACCACCAUUGCUUGGAGUUGUAGGAGCCCUUAUACCUUGUAAAUCCAUUUGUACAUUUUCUAAGUUCUAAGGGCUCCUAACACUCCAAGACUUUCUUAUCACUUGUAAAGAUGGGAGAAAUGACGAGCUUCCAGUUGGGUGUUGUUGGCGCACUGUUCCUAUCAGUGGCUUCAUCUGUCUCCAUUGUCAUCUGCAACAAAGCUUUGAUGAGCAAUCUGGGCUUCCCUUUUGCUACUACACUCACUAGUUGGCAUCUUAUGGUGACAUUCUGCACCCUUCACACGGCGCAACGCUUGAAUUUUUUUGAGUCCAAGUCCAUUGACACAAAGACUGUAAUGCUCUUUGGCAUCCUAAAUGGGGUUUCAAUUGGACUUCUCAACUUGAGCCUGGGUUUCAACUCCAUUGGAUUCUACCAGAUGACAAAACUUGCAAUUAUACCAUUCACUGUAUUAUUGGAAACUCUUUUCUUGAACAAGCAAUUCAGCCGGAAGAUAAAGUUCGCUCUUUUCCUCUUACUAGUAGGAGUUGGCAUUGCCUCUGUGACUGAUCUUCAGCUCAAUUUAGUUGGAACAAUUCUCUCUCUUUUAGCAAUUGUAACUACCUGUGUUGGUCAAAUUCUCACAAACACAAUACAAAAGAGGCUCAAUGUCUCUUCUACUCAGCUGCUCUACCAGUCAGCUCCAUUUCAGGCUGCAAUUCUUUUCGUCUCAGGCCCUCUGGUUGAUCAGUUCCUCACCAAGCAAAAUGUCUUUGCCUUCAAAUAUUCUCCUUUAGUUUUGGGAUUCAUCGUACUUUCAUGCCUAAUUGCCGUAUCUGUGAACUUCAGCACGUUUCUAGUUAUUGGCAAGACAUCACCAGUUACAUAUCAAGUGCUAGGCCACCUCAAGACAUGCCUCAUUCUUGGCUUUGGCUAUACACUACUCCAUGACCCCUUCACAGAAAGAAACAUUAUUGGAAUCCUAAUAGCAAUUUGCGGCAUGGGACUAUAUUCAUUCUUUUGCACCCAGGAGAGUAAAAAGAAACAAUCCCCUGAUCUAUCGUUGGUGUCUCAGAUUAAAGAUAAAGAUACUACACAGCUUUUGGGUCAUCCAGAUAAGGAGAGUCAUGAAGCUAAGAAAUCAACUAAGGACUCUGUUGUUUAAGUGAAAGACUUUGUGAUAAAGGUUUCAUGUAUUUUUGUGUUCUUUCCAGAUUCAGGACAUUUUUUCCGCUCAUAAAUUCAAAGACAUUUUGAUGAGUGUAAAUGAUAUUAAUUCGUUAAAUAAAUUCCCUUUCUUUUUUUUA
Quercus robur (English oak) is the source of this 1413-nucleotide messenger RNA. Its product is annotated as UDP-xylose transporter 1. Gene Ontology annotation, molecular function: UDP-xylose transmembrane transporter activity; antiporter activity. Bases 240 to 1271 code for a protein of 343 amino acids. NCBI's taxonomy places the organism in Eukaryota, Viridiplantae, Streptophyta, Magnoliopsida, Fagales, Fagaceae. Gene Ontology annotation, cellular component: Golgi apparatus. The transcript has 9 exons. The record is from RefSeq and is a predicted model, not a curated record.